AUGCAGCGAGCGCAGUCUGGCCUGGCGUAUCUUCUUGACCUCGGUGCGAAUCCCUUCGCCAAUGAUGACAUGGGCGUGUCCGUUUCCGAAGCGGCCUAUUUGGACACGGAUUAUGGAACCAGUCGUAUGGGAGACGUGUGGGAUGCUGUACUGGCGGAUUUUGGGUUCGGCGUUGCCGAUUUUCGCCGGGAACACCCCCGUGUGGCUCGCUACUGCUGGUUUUAUACCAGGCGCGACUUUGAAAAACUUUGGGUUGGGCAAGAACAUCUCUGCCCGUAUUAUAACGACGACGAGGAGAUUUGGAUCACCCUGAAAGGAUCUGGGCACGAUACAGAAAGUGCAUCCGAUGAAUCGUCGGAUUCAGACGACGGUGGAGCAAGCAUGCUAUAA
This is a messenger RNA of Sporothrix schenckii 1099-18, 390 nucleotides long. RefSeq lists its product as uncharacterized. Lineage: Eukaryota; Fungi; Ascomycota; Sordariomycetes; Ophiostomatales; Ophiostomataceae. The record is from RefSeq and is a predicted model, not a curated record. The transcript has a single exon. The coding region runs from base 1 to 390 and encodes 129 amino acids.